ACUCCCUCCUGCUGUACCUACGUUAGAGUCUCGUUAGACUGGCCACAGAGAAGUUUGGCGGGCGGAAAAUUCAGGGUUCCACAGCCAUAAGCCGGAAGAUGCGAGACUUCAUUCGCCUGUGCUGCAAAAGUACGCAGGGUUUUCUCUUUCCGAAUGCAGGCGUUGGAAAAACGGAGUGUCAGGGAGAAGGAGCAAAGCACUUCGAGACGUUGGGCUUGUGGGGAUGGACCUGUGAUUGUUCAGUCUCGUGUCUGCAAAGAGUGGAAAAGCGUAAUAGACUUUGCUUUAGUGACAUGUGUAUUACAUUCUUAAACCUUGAGCGAGUCAGGAGCCCCUUUCUCCUGUCUCUCCUGCUUGUUUCUUCUGUGUUUCUCAUGGUUAGUGGAAGAAUGAAUUCGCAUGCCUAGACUCGGACGCAUACUGCACUUAGUAGGCCCGAAUUUUCGCAUAGCGUGUUUGAAGUGUUUUGCCCCCUCUCCAAGACUCCAUCUUGAUUCCUCCUUUUCCAAUUAUUCCAUGCGUUCUUGAUCGGUGCACUGACUCCCUUGUCACCCCGCCGCAUUUCUUUUUUCCCAUUCUUCCUCCCUACAA
Aspergillus versicolor CBS 583.65 is the source of this 591-nucleotide messenger RNA. RefSeq lists its product as uncharacterized. The transcript has 2 exons. NCBI's taxonomy places the organism in Eukaryota, Fungi, Ascomycota, Eurotiomycetes, Eurotiales, Aspergillaceae. The record is from RefSeq and is a predicted model, not a curated record. The coding region runs from base 99 to 407 and encodes 102 amino acids.